UUCUGCUGCCCAUUGUAGACUACGCUUUAAUCGUAGGCCCUUUAAUGUCGCUGUAAAAUGUCUCAAGACAACAUGGUUGGUAUUGACGUUCUCUUGGAGUUUUUGGAAGUAGCGUUUCAUCAUAUACUAUUCUGUCGUAAAAUUUACCCUAAAGAAAUAUUCGUUAAGAAAAAGAUAUAUGGAAUUACAGUUCACAUGUCGGAACACCCAGAAUUAAAUAAGUAUUUUUUCAAUGUUUUAAAUGCAACCAGAGAGCUGAUAAAGGAGGAUGAAAACAGUGUUAAAACCAUACAUUUUACCUUUUAUAAUAGAGACAAAUUACCGAUAGAAAAAUUUGUCUUUGAUGUAAUUAAAUUGCGAGCAGAGUCAACAGAGAAGGAUCCUUAUUAUUUAAAGACGGAAGAAGCCCUGAGAACGAUUUGCUUAAAGAUAUCAAUAUGUGAUACAUACUUGGAACCCUUGCCGGAUGGUUCAAUUUUUUCUAUAGAAAUUCAAACAUACGAAACUGCGCAUAUUACUUUGAGCGAGAAUUCAAAAUGCGAGGACUUUCCAUGGAUCGUUGAAGAUGAUGCGAUAGAAAUGGCCAACAAAAAUUUACUGCCACUGAAAGAUAUCAAAACCGAUUGUUUGAAUUUGCAGAUGUAUGUGAUUGAAGAUGCGGAGAGCAAGAAUGCUACAGAUAGCAUUUAACUGGUAGGAGCAAUCAAACAUUUCAGAUCUCAUUGAUGAUUUACCAGCAUCGAUUCUGAUCACCUUGAC
This is a messenger RNA of Dinoponera quadriceps, 759 nucleotides long. It is a transcript of the gene PolZ2, whose product is annotated as mitotic spindle assembly checkpoint protein MAD2B. The coding region runs from base 58 to 690 and encodes 210 amino acids. Gene Ontology annotation, cellular component: zeta DNA polymerase complex. NCBI's taxonomy places the organism in Eukaryota, Metazoa, Arthropoda, Insecta, Hymenoptera, Formicidae. The transcript is spliced from 4 exons. The record is from RefSeq and is a predicted model, not a curated record.